AUGGCAACCAAAGCCAUCCAUUUAGAAGUAGUUUCUAACCUUACUACGGACGCCUUUAUUGCCGCACUAGAUCGUUUCACUUCUCGGCGAGGUCUUUGCGAAGAGAUUUGCUCCGACAAUGGAACAAAUUUUAAGGGCGCCAACAACCAGUUAAGCGAACUUUACGAGUUCCUGAAAAGCCCGGAGAAUAAAUCGGAGCUACGGCGAAAAUUGGCCGAACGAAAAAUUUCCUGGAAUUUCAACCCACCAAGCGCACCCCAUUUCGGAGGAAUCUUCGAAGCUGGCAUAAAAUCCGUCAAAUACCACUUGCGUAGAGCAAUCGGCGAUCAGAGCUUGACAUUCGAGGAAAUGUCAACUCUUCUUUAUAAAAUCGAAGCAAUAUUAAAUUCAAGACCUCUAUGCAGUUUAUCGUCAGACGUCGAAGACAUAGAGGUAAUUACACCUGCUCAUUUUCUCGUCGGUGGACCUCUCCUUAGCCUACCCGAAUACGACUGGAGCAGGGAACCUCGCAAUCACCUGUCCAGAUGGCAGCUACUCCAGGCUAUGUCCCAGGACUACUGGGCAAAAUGGUCCCUAGAAUAUUUACAUGAGCUACAAUUAAGGCAAAAGUGGCAGCAAGGCACAAACCCAAUCGCCGAAAAUGACGUCGUCCUGCUAAAGGAAAAUAAUACGCUGCCUCUCCACUGGCCGCUCGCUAGAGUCACCAAGGUGCACCCAGGCACAGACCAGAUAACUCGCGUGGUGACGGUUCAAAGGGCAGAUGGACACACGUUCCAGCGACCGGUCGUCAAAGUUUGUCGCCUCCCGCUGGACCAGUCGGCAUCGAAUUAG
Bemisia tabaci is the source of this 831-nucleotide messenger RNA. Lineage: Eukaryota; Metazoa; Arthropoda; Insecta; Hemiptera; Aleyrodidae. The record is from RefSeq and is a predicted model, not a curated record.